UGCAAAUUUGCUUCUACCAGUAUAAAUACUAUGUUCUUUGAUUGAGAAACCAUCAGUCGCUUUACACCUAUCGAAUCUUAACAUACCCUCAAUUAAAUUCUUGGAAAUGGCUUUCAAAUUCUUGGCCCUCCUUGCUCUGGUGUCUGCCGCCAGUGCCGCUGUUCUACCAGUUGCCAUCAAGUCUAUUGAAUACCAGGAUGGUCCAGCUGAGUACCAGUUCGCGUACUCCGUCCAUGAUGACCACACCGGGGACAUCAAAAGCCAACAGGAGGAACGUCACGGCGACAAUGUGAAGGGACAGUACACGCUGAUCGAUGCCGAUGGCUAUCGCCGAAUUGUCGACUAUACCGCCGAUGAGCACAAUGGAUUCAACGCCGUGGUACACCGUGAACCACUAGGACAGAAGAUUGUCAAGACCGUUGUCCCAGUUGCCAAGGUUGUUGCUCCAAUUGCUCAGCACUACGUUGCUCCUGUGGCCAAGAUCGCCUAUCCCGUUCACAAGGUUGCCCUCCCAGUUGCCAAGGUAGCUGUCCCAAUUCAGAAGGCUGCAUAUUCCAACAACCUGGCCACUGUUAGCUUCUCUGCCCCAAGUCUGAGUUACCAGUAUUAGGAUUUUUAUAUCGAUUUGUUGAUAAGUCUAGAACGAUUAUACUGUUAUGCAUAAUUAUAAUCAAUUAUUUGUUUUAAUUACUGAAAUACAUUGAUGACGUGAUUUUAUUGUA
Messenger RNA from Armigeres subalbatus, 722 nucleotides. RefSeq names its product larval cuticle protein A2B-like. The coding region runs from base 107 to 610 and encodes 167 amino acids. The record is from RefSeq and is a predicted model, not a curated record. The transcript has 2 exons. Gene Ontology annotation, cellular component: extracellular matrix. NCBI's taxonomy places the organism in Eukaryota, Metazoa, Arthropoda, Insecta, Diptera, Culicidae.